AUGUUGAAUGCUUUCAAUUUUGUGUUCAUAAAUGUCGACACAAUGUUGGCGUAUAAAGAAGAGCUGUUUGCGAGUGAAUCGAAACUGUUGGGAUUGAAUGCGAAAACAUCGGGUCGAGCGCAUAGUCAAGCAUCAUUGGAUGUGCUCUGGGCAUCGUUAACGUUCAACUCACGUAUGGUACUUCAUAAAUUGGCCAAAUUAUACUACGCGAGAAAACAAGCUAUCGAAUUCUUUGAUCUGUAUCGUCAAUCAAGGUACGUUGUUCAUAGCGUCGUUAUAAUCGUAAUUUUUUAG
Anisakis simplex (herring worm) is the source of this 294-nucleotide messenger RNA. NCBI's taxonomy places the organism in Eukaryota, Metazoa, Nematoda, Chromadorea, Rhabditida, Anisakidae. The record is from the annotation of a GenBank genome assembly.